AUGAUUACGGAUAGGUUUAGAACUGCAUGUCGGAGAAGAAGCACGUUAGACACACUGAUGAAACAAAUUCGGCUUCUCGAAACCACUAUCGAAACCACUAUCGAAACCACUAUCGAAACCACUAUCGAAACCACUAUCGAAACCACUAUCGAAACCACUAUCGAAACCACUAUCGAAACCACUAUCGAAACCACUAUCGAAACCACUAUCGAAACCACUAUCGAAACCACUAUCGAAACCACUAUCGAAACCACUAUCGAAACCACUAUCGAAACCACUAUCGAAACCACUAUCGAAACCACUAUCGAAACCACUAUCGAAACCACUAUCGAAACCACUAUCGAAACCACUAUCGAAACCACUAUCGAAACCACUAUCGAAACCACUAUCGAAACCACUAUCGAAACCACUAUCGAAACCAACGCAAGGAGCAAGAGCCGUAGCUGGGAUUGA
Messenger RNA from Candidula unifasciata, 453 nucleotides. NCBI's taxonomy places the organism in Eukaryota, Metazoa, Mollusca, Gastropoda, Stylommatophora, Geomitridae. The record is from the annotation of a GenBank genome assembly.